AUGAUCCCAGGGAAACCGGUUGACAUAAACAUUGGACAUGUACCUGGUUCAGCUUCCUCUUUCGAAGGAAAUAACACCAUUCAUUUGUAUGAUUAUGGUGGUUCCUUAAAUAACGAAGUAUCUGUCACUGAAUAUAGGAAUAUUGACAGCCUUCAAGGAUAUAUAAAAUGUGAACACAAGCCAAACAAUGGUAACGCAAUUAAAGCUAUAACGUAUAAAAGGCAACCUACCACUGGAUUAUCCGGUGCUAGAGCUCAUACAACGGUAACCGUCUAUUUUUGGGAAUGGGACAUUGAGUAUACUAACCCUUUACUUGUUAAACUAGGAAAUAAUGAAAAAUAUUAUACUACAGACGAUAACACUAACUGGCUUGAUUCUACCGACAAUUUUAAUGGGUAUUCUCUCCUAGAGUUUCUUGAUGAACAUAAUUGCUUUAAGAACAAUGCUCAUGUUAUAAAUCUCUCAGAGAGAAGUGCUAAUAUAGGUUACCAAUGUCUAACAAAAGAAUGUGGCGCCAGUAUUACUUUUGUCAAUAAUCCCUACCAAUAUUAUUCCCAAACAUUGCAUGCUAUUUCUGAUGGGUAUAUUCGCAGAUUUAAGGAUAAGACUGUCGAGCAAACCGGAAUUGGUUUUCCAAAGGAUGCUAAUCAAGUCUAUGUUUAUCACUAUCCAAGCGGGCCUGAUGGAAUUCCACUCUUGAUUUGUCUUCCAGAAUCAUCUGGAGGCUGGUAUAAACUGAGGCGUAAAGGUAGUAAUAGGUGGGUUCCAGUGGGAGAUAAUAUUCCAUCUGGUCCUACUGACUCUUCUACAAUCCUUCCACUUUUGAAGAAAAUAAAUGGAGAAAGCAAAGGGCUUACUCCAGGAGAUAUAGCUGGUUAUGUAGCAGAGGGUCUAGCAUCGGUUGGUAUGGGCGGACUUGGAUUCUGGAAAGGACCAGCUGUAUUAAGAGGCAUAAUUUCACUAGUAAGGACUGCAUUAUGA
Theileria equi strain WA is the source of this 981-nucleotide messenger RNA. RefSeq lists its product as hypothetical. The record is from RefSeq and is a predicted model, not a curated record. The transcript has a single exon. Lineage: Eukaryota; Apicomplexa; Aconoidasida; Piroplasmida; Theileriidae. Bases 1 to 981 code for a protein of 326 amino acids.